UUUCAGGUCAAAUACUAAAGGGAGAUAACCAACAGUAUCAACGGUAAAGUUUCCCGAGAGGUAGUCCUCGGCAAGGGAAGAAACUGUUCCUACAUAUACAACCAAUCAUGAAACUCCUGUUGACAUCUUUACAAAGAGCUUCCCGGGAACUCCCUGCUGUCACACAGUUAGCCUGCUGCAGAUAUAUAGCAGCAAGACGUUUUCAUGGAUUGGUUAGAGCAGACCCAGAAUAUGCUUCAAGAACACUGUCCACACAUCACACAAAUGUGUUUCAACACUGUCAAAGAUUGAAGAGUUUUCAACACAAUAAUGCUGUUUUCUGCAACAGAAGUGUAUUCCUUUUGUCUACAUUCUGUGUUCCAGCAUGGAGCCGUGUGCACACACAAUCACAUGAAAUUGGCAUCCAGAAACGAUUCAUUUCAGAAGACAGAGAAACCCGCGCUCUCACCGUGUGGACAAAUUUAAAAGAACUAAGAUCAUCCCCAGUCCCGGCCUUAGUUCUUGGAUUUUCUGGUUUAAUUCCCUUUGUGUCAGCACCAGUGUAUAUGACCAUGUCACAACUGUACAUGCCACAGAUUGCUUUUGCUCAGCUGGCCUAUGGCGCUGUCAUUCUGUCUUUUCUCGGAGGGGUGCGAUGGGGGUUUGUGGUACCUGAAGAGAGCUAUCAUAAACCUGACUGGUUCAAUUUGGGCUACAGCGUCACCCCCUCUCUGGUGGCGUGGGCGGGACUUCUCCUCCCAGACCCUGUGUCUGUGUUCACUGUGAUGGCUGGUAUUGCAGGGUCUGCAUAUUUCGACACUGUAGUGCCUGGGUACCCACCAUGGUUCAAGGGACUACGGUUUGUACUCAGUUUGUGUGCAGUACUGUCGUUGUGGACAACCUUUAUCUGUCGAUUUUUCCUUCAAGGUGUUAAGAACAAGGAAGAAUAAAAAAAAAGGACAGGAAUCCUAUGAGUAUGUAGCCAUUCAAUUUAAUGUAUUGUUACUGUGGUAUAUUUCAGAUAUUUAAAAAUGUUGCUUUGAAA
Messenger RNA from Haliotis rufescens (red abalone), 1024 nucleotides. RefSeq names its product transmembrane protein 69-like. The coding region runs from base 108 to 929 and encodes 273 amino acids. Lineage: Eukaryota; Metazoa; Mollusca; Gastropoda; Lepetellida; Haliotidae. The transcript has 2 exons. The record is from RefSeq and is a predicted model, not a curated record.